Messenger RNA from Pelobates cultripes (western spadefoot toad), 38568 nucleotides. NCBI's taxonomy places the organism in Eukaryota, Metazoa, Chordata, Amphibia, Anura, Pelobatidae. The record is from the annotation of a GenBank genome assembly.
UGAGACCUUCUGUUUGACAUUCUCACCGAUAAAACGUUCCAAUCCGAAUAUCCGAAAGGGUGAACGUACAGGGCACGCGAAACACUCUGAGAACGCGCCGGAACUAAACUGUACCUCAACAUGGUUGCCAUGGAGACGCGGCCCUCUCGUACACAGAGCCUGCUUGUGCCUUGCGUUGAUAUAGUCGCCAUGCUAUAGUAACAGUUUUAGGAAACAAAAUGGCUCUGCCCGAGCCCGUUCGCCGGCAUCUCGACUCUCUGACAAGGAAUGUGUUCAGUGAUGCCAGGCGGACGGUACCAAAGAAAGGCGAUGACGGCGCCGCCAGCGGUAAGUUAGGGCUUUGUACAUGAGAGGACUAAUAUAGCCAGGUGUUGGGCGGCGAUACGCUUACCUUGUAUUCCCCACCGACAAUUGGAUGAGCAUGAAGUGAAACUUAGCGUACAUAAACUAGUGCAAAAAGUUAAUCGGUAUUUUGGCGUGACUUCCAGCCCACUAAAAUAUACAGUAAUUAUUUCACAAUAAAUAUGAAGGUAUAAUGUGAGUGCAUGUUUCUGUACUAUUUGCCUUAUAACCAUAUGCUAUUGCUAACUAGAAUUAACUUUUUUUUUUAAAUCACCUAAGUGAUUCCUCAUCCACCCCAAAUUCAAUUUGUAUUUCUGUUUGAGAAAUUAUAUAUAUAUCGGAUAUAUAUGUACUCAAUUAAAAUUAAAGAGGCCCUCCAUUGCCCAUAUUGAAAAACAUUAAACAUUCUGUUUAGUAGAUAUACCCCUUGUGAACCAUGCAUGCAUUUAAUUAUGCAUUUAUUUUUUUCAUUGGGGGUAUACGUAAAACUUGCUUCCAAAAGUUGCAGAACUCUUGGAAUUAUUGAAUUAAUUUUUUCAUUGGAGAUAUAUCUACUAAAUACUGUAGGGUUUAUCUUUUUGUAUUUGGGCAGUGGCGUUAACUCCUAAAGUCUAAAGUAUGGUGCCAGUCAGCUCUGCCCCUGAAAUUCAGUUGCAGUCUGAGGCUUUUGAAAGGGUAGCCGCUAAACCAAGAGAGCGUCAGCUCAUGCUCAUUUCAGUAAUUACAAAAUACGUAUGCCUACUGUAAACCUGUCAGUUUUUUCUGUUUGGUCUCACCUUAAUAUUUCCAUUUCUUCUCUAUUCAGAAGAUCUCGUCUCCAAUUUACCUCUACAGAUGUCGCUGUAUUUCAAUACAUUUUAUUUCCCAUUCUGGUGGAUUUGUGACGUUUUAAUGCUUCAAUUAAAGGUACUGUAAGAUUCCAGAGAAUGAAAGCUGCACAAGUGGAGCUGAAUAAUCAAGUAAAUAAUGAUAAACAUGUAUCUUUGGUUUAUAGUCGGUUUACCUUUAAAUUUUAAUAUAUUCGCUAUGUAGCCAUUACAUCUUUAUUACUAGAAACAAACACAAUAGAUAAGUGCUAGAUAAUGAAGUACUGCCUCCAUUUAGUUUGGAACAAUAUAAUGAAAUUAUGCGUGUAUUUUUGCAUGUUGCAUUUCACAUAGGUGUCUAAUUGAUUUAGGUGCAGCUUAUCUCCUUUUGUUUGUUUUUGAUUUGCGGUGUUGGGAUUUCUUGUAAGAUUUGCUGCCUUACAUUAUUUUUUUGUUAUAGUGAGCACCUUAUUUGUUUUCAUCUGUGUUACCUGUUGGGCUCUAAUAACUUUAAGCACCCCACCCUUUUUGUAAUCCCUAAAACCAUGUAAGUUAGAGGGGCACUACUUACCAAAUGUACAGCUUAUUGCAUUUGUUCUGGUGAGUAGAAUCAUUACCUUCAGGCUUUUUGCUGUAAACACUGUCUUUUCAGAGAAAAUGCAGUGCUUACAUAACAGCCUAGUGAUAACUUCACUGGCCACUCCUUAGAUUGCUGUUAGAGAUCCUUCCUGGGUCAUUGCUGCCUAAAUUCAUCCAAACAUUGUGUCUCCACCCUCUGCAUGCAGACUCUGAACUUUCCUCAUAGAGAUUCAUUGAUUCAAUUCAUCUCUAUGAAGAGAUGCUGAUUGACAAGGGCUGUGUUUGAAUUCUGCUGUAUCUGCCCCUGAUCUGCGUCCUUGUCAGUCUCAGCCAAUCAUAUGGGAAAACAUUUUGAUUGGAUCAGGCUACCACUUCUGCUGAUGUCACCAGGCAGUGGGCAGGUCAAAAGGAAACCGGGACAAAUUUAGCAGUUCGAGACUUGCAUACAAGUACGAUUUUGCUAUAUUUAGGGAGGCUUGAAGGGGAUAGGGGGGCUAGAUGGUGGCUUAACCCUAUAGGGUCAGGAAUACAUGUUUGUGUUCCUGACCCUAUAGUGCUCCUUUAAUAGAUAUACUUGCAAUGAGAACAUGCAUGCAUUCAAUUAUGCAUUCAAUUAUGCAUUUUUUUCAUUGGGGUUAUUCUAAAAACUUCAUGCAAAAGCUGCAGAUCUAUUAUCUGAAACCUUUGCAAGCACUCCUCUUCUAACCCAGCACAGACUUUCUGUAGCUGUCCAAUUACAGACUUCCUAAUUCAAUGAGAUGUCUUUGCAAGACAGGUGCUUUGAGCUAUUGCAUGCCUCUUGAGCUUAACAUCCAGGAAGUAAUAGGACAAGUUAUCGGAUUAACAGGGGGGUGUAACAAUUUGUAAUAGUGCCAAUUUCUUCUGAAAUCUUUUUGUAAAAAACAAAACAACAAAAAACAACAAAUUAAUUUCUGCAAGCUAGCAAGACAUGCUUCAGUGCCGUAGAAUGAAGCUUUUGAGUAAAAAAAAGUACCCAUAUUAAGAAAUACAAGGAGGCGGGGAAGGUUGGGAGGUCUGAAAUAAGGAAAGGAGGGAGAGGACAUAUAGGCAUCCCCUUGCAGGUGCGCUACCAGUGCUGCUGCAAUAGUAGAAGCUCAUUACGUCUGACAACAAACACCGGUUUGCAUGCAAUUAACAUUAGGCAGUUUGGAACAGAGUUCUGAACUGCUUAAUUGACAUGUGCCAGUGGUGUAAAUAGCCCACUGCACAAAUAUCUCUGUAUGUGCAGCAUUGAGCAGAAACACUGCACAUUCAGAUUUCUUCCUCAAUGACUACUUCUAGAGGCAGAAGUGGUCGUGGAAGCUGAAGUGGAGAUGAUAGUAGGGGUUGAUAUUCUGAGGAUUUUUUGAUUCCUCUGCCCUCUACAACUAUAUAACAGCUGAUUAGAGAUGCCUGCUCACAGUUUAUUUGCCUAGAUGAAUCAGGAAAGGAUAGCAAAAAUGUGAGAUGUUACUUUUAGUCGUGGGAACACCUGCACAAGCAAGGUAGAUGUUUACAACUCAACAGGGUUUGCAGUGGAUUGAAGGACUGAGAGCGGUAUAAUUAAACUAGUGUAAUAGUUAAGGAGUGAUGGCAAUGUCAGUGUAAAUAUAAAUAACAUGGGCCUUUGCUCCCCCCCCCCUUUUUUCUUUUCUCCACAGUAUGGACUACUUCCUGACUUUUAUAAGUUCAUCUUGGUGACUAUUCUUAUCCUCAUGACUCUCAUUGAAGUUAUUCGACUUUAUCUAGGAUACAGUGGAAACCUUCAAGAAAAGGUACAUGUAAGAAAUCAUAUUUUGAGCAGUUUUCCAGUGCCACAUAAUACUAAUUUUGUAUUUUAAGAGGUACCUGUCAUGACAAAAACAACUUAAUCUUAAAGGAACACUAUAGUCACCAGAACAACUACAGCUUAAUGUAGUUGCUCUAGUGAGUAUAGUCAGUCCCUGCAUGCUUUUUAAUGUAAGCACUGCCUUUUCAGAGAAACUCCUCAGACGGCCACUGGGUUUCCUAACGUUCAGCGUCUUCACGCUCUGCAUGGGCACGCUGAACUUUCCGCAUAGAGAUGCAUUGAAUCGAUGCAUAUCUAAAAGGAGAUGAUGAAUAGCCAGGGUGGGGUUGGCUCUGCCUUACACCACACCUCCUUGGCUGAUUUAAUCAGAAUUGACUAUCUCAGCCAAUCCAGUGCUUUUGUAUGGGAAAGCAUUGUAAUUGUCUGAGAUGAUCAAUUCUGAUGAUGGCGAUGCCAAACGCAUGGAGAACCGUGCAGCCCUGGAAGAAGGUGAGUAAGUCUAACUGGUAGUUUUAGAACUUUAGUGUCUGGAAUUCACGUUUGCGUUCCAGACACACUAGUACCCCUUUAAAUGAUAGAGAAUAAAAUUUCAUCUAGGAUGCUAGCAAAUGUUUGGAUUCCACUGAAAUCAGAGAUUAAAACAGUAUUCGCCCCCUCCUUUCUGUAAAUUCAGUCUGUGCAUAUUGGCACAGAGAUAAGAUGGCUGCACUCUGCAUGUCUGUUAUGAUGGAAACUCUGCUGGGCAUUUCUUAUGCUUACCUUCAGCCUAAGGGAAGCAAUGUCUACAAAGGGAAAAGGGAGGAGUGGCAGGUUCUGUGUGAGAAUAAAUCCAGCAACUUGGAGACAAACAGCAGGAGUGAUUUAUUGCAGAAAAUUUAGGCAAUCUGAGAAUGGAGAGAGUGAGCGAGAACAGAUAAGGUUUUUUGUUUAUUUUUUUUUUUUGUUUUUUUGUUUUCUUUAUUCAUACCAUAAAGUGUAGGGGACUUCUAAUCUGUUAUAGAAAGCAAGGCUGUGCUCCCCAAACAAUGGUAAGCACACAUAUAUUAUAGAAAGUGUAAGCCCUACAGAGAACACAAUCGAUGUUCUAAGCAGGUGAUGCGGAAAUGAACAUAAGAUAAAAUGUGUGCUUUUAAUAGUAUUAGGAGAAGAAACACUUAAAGGAACUCUAUAGGUACCAAAAAACUAUAGAUCAUGCUUUUAAGUCUCUCCCCUCUGUCCCCCUCUUUCUUGUAAGUAUGUAUGUGGUAGUGUAUGUGCACACAUCCAAGCAGUCAAACACCAGCACAACAUACAAACACACCCCUGAAUUAAAACACUAAAACUAUAUACAAGCUUCCCUUCAAACACCAACACUAUGCAUUACAUUAAAGCGCCAUUAUAUGCCACAGCACUGUACAGAUACACAACUUAGAAAUUGUGACUAGGGGUGCCUUCGAAAAAUAUUGAAAUAUUAACGGCGCCUUGAACCUAAAAAGUUUGGGGACCACUGGUCUAGCACAUUUGAAACCAGUUUGCAAACAAAAAUGUGAUUACAAAACUAAGCCCUUCUUCCUGUGUUACACCAAAUUAGUCACUAGGGGUCACUGUCACUAGUAUCAUUUUCCUAUUAUAAAUUAUCUUGUGGUACCUUGUAAUAUCAUGGAUCUUCUAUCUGUCACGCUAUAAAUCAUGCAAAGACUGGAAAUAGACCCCCAUAGGCUCCCUGACAUCUGUGGCAUGGUAUCCAGUGAUAUAUAUAAUUUGCCAUUUUUAUAGCGCAUUUCUCCCUGUGAGACUCAAAGCACUUUACAAGUAUACAAACAUAAAGACAUAAAAGUUAAGAGUUUCCAUCAAGCAUCAGCUGAGCGGACUGAAUGCUUGAUGGAAGAGGUGGGUCUUUAACUUUUUUAUUUUUAAAGUCUGUAAGGAUGGUGCCUCUCUGAUUGCGCCCGGUAAAGAGUUCCAGAAGGUAGGGGCAGCGUGGCUGAAUGCCCUGGAACCUGAGUCUGUGUUCAUUCUUGGCACUGACAGGAAGGAUUUGCUGGCUGACCGAAGUGAACGGGAUGGAAUGUAGGGUGCUUUGCCUGAGUCGAAUUUUCCAGCGUUUGUUGGCGUCAAACUGUGACUGUUAAAAAAACUCAUAACUUUGUCACAUAUUAAGCAAAAGGUUUGUUUGGAAGCAAGCAAAGAGGCAUAGCAUAAUGAGGUCAUGUCUCCAAUUGAACCCUAUACAUUUCAAAUAUCUGACAAAGCUCCAUAUGGAGGGUAUUGCUGUAUUUUGUGACAGUAGCAGAAUACACAUUUUGGAUUUUUUUUUUAUGCUAGGUGGAAACAUACAUUCUGUAAAAUUCACUUUAUAAUGAAACAUGCAGGGUGAGACAUAACUAAGGGGGCACUGAUCCUGGCUAGCCAUGAGUGGGUUCAUGAAAGGCCCUGAAUCUUAUUUUCUCUUCAUACAAAGCCCUGAAUGAUUUAUAGAGCCAGCUGGAAUAUGAUGUACUUUCCUGCCAUUUAAUUUUCUGUUACUGUAAAUUCAGUGCCUAAUUCCUUUCAAGAGUAUUGGAAUUGGCUGUAAAUGCCCCCCCUGUACAAUAUUUCAAGAUAUCAAGUGUUACUAUAUUAUCUGGUUUGAAUGGGCAGAUUCUCAUCUAAAUAUCUCUUAAUAAAUUAAAGAAUAUAUUUUUUUCCCUAAUAUGACUUUCCAUUUUCUAUUUAAUGUGUUCUUUGUCAUUUUCUUUUGUUUCCACAUUUUAGGUUCCUGAAAUAGCAGGCUUUUGGCUGCUAAGCAUUCUGUUACAGCUGCCACUGCUACUCUUUUUGCUGUUCAACCCUGGUCUAGAACCACUCCCUCUUGAACUGGCUGCACAUGGGAUUCUGACAGCAUUUCUACUCUUUCAGAUCCCUGUCUCCUCCCUCACUCUACGAAGAACUACUAGGCGACUUGCUGGGAGAUUUCAUCAGCUGGGUAACUCAGAGGCACAAGCCUAAAAUAAACAUAUAUUUUGCUUGGAAAAGUUUGUCUGCUCUCUUAACAUGGUCUUAUUUAGAAAUGGCCUUAUCUAGUGCACAGAGAUUUGAACUGUUGUAAACUAAACCAGAGAGCUAAGCCUGUGAGAUGAUUUAAUUGAGCCAGUCAACAUAUGUUUCUGUACAAGCAAGCAAAGUGCCUUAUUGUCGUGGUUUAUGUGUUGUUUGUUCUGUUUUAAUGGAUUUUAAUUUAUUCUCUAAAGCUUUUGGUAGAUGUCUAAACUUGACAUAAUUUCCAGAAUCCUCUGUAAAUUGCUUGUUUUAAACCUUUAGCUUACAGAGAUUGCCUUUCAUGGUUUGUAAUGUAUGUGUUUUCAUAUUUACUGCAGUAUUUUCUAUAAUAUUUACACGUGUGUAAAUUGAUAUGUAAUUUAUUUUUUUGUCAAUUGUUCAGAAAUGUGAUGUAUAAAUGGAACUGUACAAAUAAAUAUUUCAGUACUGCCUUUCAUGUGUCAUCACUAUGUAACAGAUUUUGUUCUAGAGUUACUUCUCAUUCUUUCCCCUCGCUACACUUUUGUACUAGUUUAUUUAACUAUUUUCUAUACAUAAUUUAAUAAAAACUUCUAAAUAUAGUUCUCAUUUAACAAUUCGCAAACUUUGAUAUUCCUUUUCUAUACCCUUCUUUAAAUGAGUUUCAGGCUAGUAUGUGUGAUUGCAAUUUUAAAUCCUCUGGCUACUUGCCUUCUCAGUGCCUUAAGAAUCCAUUUUAUUUUCUUAAUUUUUACACCUCUAAAGCAGGAUAUAUGAAAUGUUGAUCACAUAGCUUCACUGUGAAUGAUGGGUUUUGUUGUAGAUUUAUUGUAUAAUUUCUUUAUUUAUAACUAUGGAAUUCUAUUAAAAACAUAAAACACUAAAACUGUAAAUGAUAGGUAAUGUGGCUCCCUAGAGAAAUUGUAAAAAAUAAAAAAACAAUUGUGUAUACUAGAAGACAUGUGAGAAGUGCUCUAUGCUGAAUUGCAUGAAUGGACAGUGGCAGAUGAAGAGACUUUCUCAUUCCUCUUUGCUUUAUGACGCCAUUGGUUAUUCAUAUUUUUCUUUUUUCUUUUUUUCCAUUAAAAUGAAUUGUCUAUUUAUUUUGUCUGUUUAGUGUGUGGUUUAUUUUUUGUUUUGUGAGUCAUUUCAUGAUUCCCAAAGAUAACAGAUUUUGUUUGACAAGAUAUCAUUCUGAUAUGUGUCAAGUAACUAUUUUUGUACCAGUGACCUUGUUAUUGUUCCUUUUAUCUCUCUCUGGAAAAAAAAAAAAAAGGGCUUAAGAAAGAAAGCUGACUUCUCUGGUGAUAUUUACCAUUCUUUAAAUGUCUACAUUUGCGCAAAUAAUUAAAUAAUGCUUCCACAUUAAAAUAUUAUAUGAAGUUUUCUUCACAUGAGGAAAAAUAUAGUUUCUUAUUCAUGUUCCCUAUGAUCUCAUAUUAUUGACUAAAUACUUUUUUUGCCUUUUUAUUUGCAAUCUUAAUAUUCUUAAAUUGUGCUUGCUCCUAUGCUCUAUAUGUAUGCCAUUCUGACACACUCACAUAGCCCCUCUGUAUCAUUUUCAUUCUUUUACAUAAUCACCCCUCACUUUUCUUUUCUGCCUCUCCCCACUCCCCACAAGUCUUCCCCUACAAAACCCUUUAAAUCUGGCCUUGUUUUCCUGCUUGUUCCUCAUCCCCCGCUCUUUCUCUCAUCCUUCACACCAUCUGUUGCUUGUUAGCAGAGAGCGGCUUCUUCUCCCAGGCGGCGUCUGCACCCCUCCCUAUGCCAACUUCUCCCUUUCUUAUUCCCUCUAGAGCUCUCUGCCUUUCACUGUAUUUCUACUCUGGGCAAAAUCCCUGUUCAAUUUGGUCUGGGUCAUUUUCUGCCAAUAAUAUAACAUACAAAAUUACAUCAACAGUAGACCAUUGUCCUCCGCAAUACUCCACAAGGGGGACGACUUCUUUUCAUGUAUUAAAUUUGAUUGAAUCUAUCACGCAUAAAUAAACAUGCUUUUUGUGGUUCUCUGUGAAUAGCAAGUAAUUAAUGGAUAGCAGUAAUGUUAUGCUCUCAUCUUUUGUUGCACUUUGGUACCUAAAAUUGACUGGUAAGUUAAUAACUGGAAUUUUUUUUUUUUUACCUGGAUCACUUUUAAUAUUACUAAACAUGUUGAUGCCAUUGGCACAUCGGGUGAAAAUUAAUUACUUGCAACCUAAUCAGCUACUGAGAACUUUGCCAACACCUUGUUAGUGUUCUUUAUAUAGUGUUGUAACACUAUCUGUAAUCAGGGCUUUAUUAUGAUAUUCCGUAUUUCCACAUUCUUUUCACGUGAGCGGGGAAUUUUUUUUUUUUUUUUAUUACAUUAUUAGCUACAUCAUUAGCUUCCUUCUAAAAAAAUUUUAGAGUGGCAACAUUUUAAAUAAUUUUUAUAUGAUUUUACUUACUUCACCUUGAAGAUGAGUGACUUAUCCUUCACAAAAUACACGCUACUCAGUGAACGUAUAGGGUUACAAGAGCUGUCCCAAUUUGCAUUGUGGGCUGUAUGUUCCAUUUUAAGUUUGUAUCCAUCUUUUUUGGGUGGUGACUUCAAUAUUUUGUGCACGUUGCAAUCACAAUUACUGCAUUAUCCUUGUUAUAUGUAUGGAUCUACUGCUUGAUUUUACUUUAUUCCUAUAACUCUUUUUGGUAAAGAAUUACUUCAAAUUGGAGUCAUUUAUUGUAUGUAACCAAGGUUAACACACCUGUGAUUGUAGUAAAAGCAAAUAACAUGAGUUGAUUUGGUCAUUACACACAGCCAACAUUUGAUCUUGUUUUUUUUUUUGUCUGUUUUUUCAGUAUUCCCAUUUCCACUUUGACAUAUGAGGCAGAUUAUUUAUGUAUAUAUGUGUGUGUGUGUGUGUAUGUGUGUGUGUAUAUAUAUAUAUAUAUGUAUGUGUGUGUGUGUGUGUGUGUGUGUGUGUAUGUAUGUAUGUAUGUAUGUAUGUAUGUGUGUAUAUAUAUAUAUAUAUAUAUAUAUAUAUAUAUAUAUAAAUAUUUAGUUGUACAAAAUUUAAAAUCUGAAUUGCAAAAUAGCCAAGUAGAAAUAUUUAUUCCUUUUAAGUUAUUGCCUCAAUUUUGUAGUUUGGGAUGUUUCAGAAUAUAGUUUAUAACUCUUCUUGCCUUAUCACCCUUCUGUUUUUCCACGCAUUCAUGUACCCUUACCCAGUGGUGUAUCCUGGUUUUGUGCUGCCCUAGGCAGGACAAAACUCAGGCACCCCCCCUGCUCCGCCUUCUAAAUACACACACACACACACACACACACACACACUGACAGAUACGCAUUCACUAGCUAACAGACACACUCACUAACAGACACACACACACUAACAUACACACACUAACAGGCAAACAGACUCACACACACACUAACAUACACACACACUAACAUACACACACACACUAACACACUCACUUGUGUUUUGUUUUUUUAUUUAACCCCCCCAGCCUCCUUACCUUUGGGAAUGCUUGGGGGGUUCUUCCUCUCCCUGGGGUCCAAUGGCCGGCCGGCGAGGAAGCUCUUCCCCUGAGUGCUCUGCUCAGCUCCCUUGCGCGCCGCCAGCAGAGUGAGGCCGGGAGCCGGAAUAUGACGUCAUAUUCCGGCUCCCAGCCUCCCUCGGCAGCGCGUGAGGGAGCUGAGCAGAGCGCUCAGGGGAAGAGCUCCCUCACCGCCCGCCCGCCCAGUGCGGCAGCUCGGCGUGUCUUUUAGCCGCGAGGCUAACAAGGCAUUUGCCCUGGGCAUUUGGGGGCGGCUUUUUUGCCGCCCCCUGAAAAAUGCCGCCCAAGGCAAAUGCCUUGUUAGCCUCACGGCUAACCGACAUGCCGAGCUGGCGCGGGAGCUCUUCCCCUGAGCGCUCUGCUCAGCUCCUUCGCGCGCCGCCGAGUGAGGCUGGGAGCCGGAAUAUUACGUCAUAUUCCGGCUCCCGGCCUCACUCUGCUGGCGGCGCGCGAGGGAGCUGAGCAGAGCAUUCAGUGGAAGAGCUCCCUCGCCGGCCGCCCGCCCUGCAGCCACAGGACCCCAGGGAGAGGAAGAACCCCCCCAGCAUUCCCAAAGGUAAGGAGGCUGGGGGGGGUUAAAUAAAAAAAAAAAAACACAAGUGUGUGUGUUAGUGUGUGUGUUUGCCUGUUAGUGUGUGUCUAUUAGUGUGUGUGUGUGUUUGCCUGUGAGUGUGUGUGUCUGUUAGUGAGUGUGUGUUUCUGUUAGCAAGUGAAUGCGUAUCUGUCAGUGAAUGUGUGUGUGUGUAUUUAGAAGGCGGAGCAGGGGGGAAGGAUUGGGUGGCGGUUGCGUGGGUGGGGGUAGCGCGGGGGGGGGUGCCUGAGUUUUGUCCUGCCUAGGGCAGCACAAAACCAGGAUUCACCACUGCCUGUGAUUCAAUUACCUUACACAAUGGGUAAUGUAAUUAUAACAAGCAGAGAAAUACAAUUUUUCCACAUUAUUCAUAACUUGAAAAGUAUGCAUCACAUUCACAUAUACUUACAUUUUCAGAAUCAGCAUACUCCAAAUACAAACAUACGUCAAAAUCAUACCAAUUGGUCCAGUGGUUCAAAAGAUAGAUCGUAGUCCUUUGUGACCAAAGGAACCAUGGCUUUUCUGCCCAAAACCAGUUCCACAGAAUCUUCUAUCCUGGAGAUAAUUGGGAAGUAACCCAAUUAUCUCCAAGUACAGAGGCAAAACUCCAUUAAACACAUGGCAGCAAAAGACAAUAAAACACACAAAAACAUAUAACUGUGCAGCCAUUGCACAAAACAGGUACAUUCAACAUAUCCCCAGAUAGCUCAGAUCUGAGCGCACAUUAUUACUGAAUGGCACUCAGAGCACACACAUACAGUUCAAUUGCCAUGGAGCCAAAGUCUUUCCCAUAGUCUUUCAUUAUACGAAUGGGCUUCAUGGCAUAGCUAUCUGGGGUAUCACCGCUCAAACAGGGCAAGCACCAAAUGACCCGGCUUUCAUGUCUUUGCAGGGGAAAAUCAAGCCUUUUAACAUGGGGCCAUAAUCCAAAGGCAACAGGCGAGCAACCAGGCUUCUUCAAUGCAAUGUGGCGAGAUUGGUCUCGUCACAAUCAUCAUCCUAAACCUUUCCUUUUCUUACCUUUGCUGCUCCUACUUGCUUUCUGCCUUUAACCAAUCCUGUCCUUGCAUUCAGCACAGCAAACUACUCCAAGCUGGCUGUGAUAAAGGGGGUAGUUAACCCUUAAAGGACCACUAUAGUGCCACUAUAGGUGCCCCCACCCUCGGGGUUCCCCUCCCGCCGGGCUCUGGGGAGAGGAAAGGGUUAAAUCUUACCUUUUUUCCAGCGCCGGGCGGGGAGCUCUCCUCCUCCUCUUCGGCUGAAUGCGCAUGCGCGGCAGGAGCUGCGCGCGCAUUAAGCCUGUCUCAUAGGAAAGCAUUCAUAAUGCUUUCUUAUGGACGCUUGCAUCUUCUCACUGUGAUUUUCACAGUGAGAAGCACGCAAACGCCUCUAGAGGCUGGAUUAACCCUAUUAUAAACAUAGCAGUUUCUCUGAAACUGCUAUGUUUAUAAAAAAAAAGGGUUAAUCCAAGAGGGACCUGGCACCCAGACCACUUCAUUAAGCUGAAGUGGUCUGGGUGCCUAGAGUGGUCCUUUAAUGUGUUCUGUUCCUAUGGGUCCUACACAUUUCCCACAUAUUCUAAACUCCCUACUGGGAUUGUCUCUAAAACAAGUCGUUGAGGAGCCAGCUCGUAAAGAGGCCAUACUAGAUUUCGUGUUAACAAAUGGAGAUUUGGUAUCAGAUAUUACUGUAGGUGAAAGUUUAGGAUCCUGUGAUCAUCAGUCAGUGUGGUUUAAUAUACAAACAGUGGCUGAGUCACAGCACACAAAAACAAAAGUUUUAGACUUUAGAAAAACAGACUUUUCUAAAAUUAGAAUAUGUGUAAAGGAGUCAUUAUCAGACUGGAUCAAUUUAAAAGGAGUCCAAGAGAUUAUUUAAAAGUUGCACUGCUGAAGGCAACAGAAAAUUGCAUUAGGUUUGUCAGUAAAAGCAAAAAAAUUAGGAAACCACUGUGGUACUCUGCAGACGUGGCCAAAAAAGUAAAAAAUCAAAAAGUUAGCAUUUAGUAAUUAUAAAAAAAAAAGUGAGGAAGAUAGACAGAUCUAUAAGAUUAGGCAGAAAGAGGCUAAGCAAGUUAUAAGUAGACGUGCAAUUCGUUUCGGUCUGAAUGUGAAUUCAGAGGAAUUUCGGGCAAUUCGGAUAUUCGGGUACUUCCGAAUGUCCGAAUUGCCUAAGUGCCGAAUUUCUGAGGUCCCGAAGUUCCGAAAUUACCGAAUUUCCAAAGUGUCGAAGUUCCAAAGUGCUGAAGUGCCGAAGUUGCCAAAGUUCUGAAGCACAGUAUUGCCUAAGUACUAAUAUACUUACCCAGUGAAAGAAGAAGAAUGUUACCUUGUAUACAAUUUUAAAUAAAAAGUAUACAAACAUAGCCAGGAUUCAGUUGUAAGCAUUUGCAACACUUACAACAAUCAAGUAACAUAUAUUCAUAUAAAAUGUAAGUUACUUGACCAGUCAAUGUAAUCACAGGAAUUAAUAAGUAGAUAACUCCCUAAUUUCCAUGAUAUUAGGGAGCUAUCUACUAAAAGGCUGAAAGACCUAAAUUGGUCUUUCAGCCAAAUUUACUAAUACUAAGUAAAGGUUACUUAGUAUUAGUAAAUUAUGCCCCUACUCGUGUACUGCCUGUGGCUGCUCACUGUUAAUAUUUAGGGCCCCCACCCGCCGCUCAGGGGUGAGGACAUUAGGUUCCCCCCCUGAUUAGUAUUCAGGGCCCCCACCUGCCGCUCAGGGGUGGGGGCCGGGGGGAGGACAUUAGGUCCCCCCCUUAUUCCAAUUUAGGGCCCCCACCCGCCGCUCAGGGAUGGGGGCCAGGAGGGAGGACAUUAGGUUCCCCCCCUUAUUAAUAUUUAGGGCCCCCACCCGCCACUCAGGUGUGAGGGCCAGGGGGGAGGACAUUAGGUUCCCCCCCGAUUAGUACUUAGGGCCCCCACCUGCCGCUCAGGGGUGCGGGGCCGGGGGGAACAUUAGGUCCCCCCUUAUUCCAGUUUAGGGCCCCCACCCGCCGCUCAGGGAUGGGGGCCAGGGGGGAGGACAUUAGGUCCCCCCCUUAUUAAUAUUUAGGGCCCCCACCCGCCGCUCAGGGGUGAGGGCCGGGGGGAGGGACAUUAGGUUCCCCGCCUGAUUAGUAUUUUGGGCCCCCACCUGCUGCUCAGGGGUGGGGGCCAGGGGGAGGAUAUUAGGUAAUCAAAAAAACAAAACAAAAUAAAAAAUGUACCAAGUAAAAGAUAAAAAUGUCCUUUUGAGGUUUUAAAAGUCUUCAAAUAUUGAAUAAAAUGUCUCCGGAGUGGUAUCACACAUAAAUGGCAUAUGCAAAAAAAGAAAAUAGGAGACCAAUAGUGCAGUAUUGUAAGUCUCUGGACUACAGACAUUGCCAACUCACGUUUUUCUGAGCUAUAACCAGCUCUCGGUAAAACAGCAUACAGUGGUAUUUCAACUCCCCACUUGUAGGAUAUCCCUCAGACGGUAGUUGUAGUGUAGUUUAUAUGCAAUUAAAGAAAAAAAAAGCUUAUUCCAAUUUAGGGCCCCCACCCGCCACUCCUGAAGGUAAUUGGUUACAACAGAGCUUUUUAUGGGCUUCAUAACAAAGGGCGUGAAUAUAUACAUACAUGCCAAUUUUCUGUUUUCUAUUUCUAAAAAAUAGUUUUAUGUAUAUAGGUAAAUUUUUUACUCAUUUCACUUCACCAACUUAGACUAUUGUGUUCUGAUCCAUCACAUAAAAUUCAGAUUACUAAAACACUGAACUUAAGGCUGUAAUGUUACAAAAUGGGUAAAAAGUCGAGGGGGUGAUUACUUUUGCAAGGCACUGUACAGAUGAAAAUGCAGUAAAGGGGCAUCAGUUAUGGAAAAGGACAAAUGAGUAAUUUGUUACAUGUGUCACUAUACCCCACUCCCUCUAGCAUGUAAGCUCAUCGAGCAGGGCCCUCAAACCCCUCUGUUCCUGUACGUCAGUGGUCUGAUCUCAAUUAUGUGUCUGUUAGUCCACCCAUUGUACAGCGCUACGGAAUUUGUUGGCGCUAUAUAAAUAAUAAAAUAAUAAUAAUAAUAAUGUGAGUUUACAGAGGAAGAGGUUCUAUUUCAACUGUCAAAAGUAAAGACAAAUAAGUAAAUGGGAUAGAACACAAAAAGCAAGGGUGGAACAGCGCUACAAUAACUGAUCAGGCUGCUCACCUGAAUUGGAAGGUAACCCUCAAAACCUUCAAGGAUAAAUAUAACAAAAAUAAAUACAAUAUUGUGGUAAGUAAUCAAAAAAACAAAACAAAAUAAAAAAUGUACCAAGUAAAAGAUAAAAAUGUCCUUUUGAGGUUUUAAAAGUCUUCAAAUGUUGAAUAAAAUGUCUCCGGAGUGGUAUCACACAUAAAUGACAUAUGCAAAAAAAAGAAAAUAGGAGACCAAUAGUGCAGUAUUGUAAGUCUCUGGACUAUAGUCAUUGCCAACUCACGUUUUUCUGAGCUAUAACCAGCUCUCGGUAAAACAGCAUACAGUGGUAUUUCAACUCCCCACUUGUAGGAUAUCCCUUAGACGGUAGUUGUAGUGUAGUUUAUAUGCAAUUAAAGAAAAAGAAAGCUCAUAGUGCUCUCCAUAUUUGCAAAUAUGUAAUAGUAAAAUUAAUGUACUUACAAUUUUGAGAGCAGACAAAUCGCUCUAUGGUAACAGCGUGGGUGGAACAAUCUCCACCUAGGAUACUUUUGAUGAUGGACCUGAUGUGUAUGGGAAAUAGGUUGCACCAGGUAAAAAUAAAAUUAAAUUGUAUAAAAUACUGCCCCAAACAAAUAGGUAGUCUAUAAAUCUUGCUUUUAUUUAAACAAAUAAUGAGAAAAUCACAAUGCGUUUCGCCCUAUUAGGCUUUUUCAAGUGAGAUAGGGCAGGAAUUUUUCCCAAUCCUUUUGAGUUGCUUCAAAGGUACUGAGAAUUUGCUUCAACGUACCAUUGAAGCGCUUGCACAGGCCAUUGGUCUAGGGGUGGUAAGGGGAGCUCAGAAUCAGUUUAAUGCCGUAUAACUUCCACAGUUGGUGGGUCAUUUUGGCAGUAAGUUAGAUGCCCUGGUCCGAGAGUAUCUCCUGGGGAAAACCCAUCCAGGAGAACACUUGCAUCAGGGCUUCAGCCACAGUCUCUGCCCGAUUAUUGCUCAGGGCUACUGCCUUGGGAUACCAAGUUGUGUAGUCCUCGAGGGUGAGAAUGUACUUCUUCCAAAGGCUUAGCUAGGGGACCUAUGAUAUUGACAGCUACUCUGCCGAAUGGAGCAGGGCCUUGUAUCGGUCCCAAUGGUCCCCCCACUCUCUGGCAGACAUCGCAGGUCUGGCAGUAUUGCCUCAAAUCCUUGGAGAUGCCUGGCCAGAAGAAGCUUUGGGUAAGUUGAAAUGCCAUACGACUCCUUCCCAAAUGCGCUGCCAAGGGGAUAUCGUGAGCUAUCUCAGCAGCUCACACCGAUAUUUCUUGGGUGCCACCAACUGCUUGGUGGUAGUAGGAGCUGUAGCAUCGUUUUUUUUUUCUAGGCUAUGUGGUAUAACCACCCCCCCUCCCAGGGGUACCACUCCCCCUUUUUCCCUACCUCCCCCGUGUCUUUAAGACCCUAUAGGGUCAGGUCGGGUCAGAUGUUACCUCCCUCUCAAUGUCCACUGGGGUAUCCCAGGGGAUGGGACCGAGGUAGGGAUAGGAUCCCGGGGUUCUGUGGCCAGGUAAUACGGGUGGCCUGAGUGUAGGGACAGGAAUGGCGCCUAGUGGAAGGGGGACAGACACGGGGGGCUCCUCUAUAGUGCCGUCUAUAGGACCUUGGGGUAUGGGAAGGGGUACGUGUGCCUACCUGAGCAAGUGUGAGUGGGCACGAAGGUGGAGAUGAGGGGUCCUAGGUCAUUGCCGAGUAGCACCUCAGCAGGGAGCUGGUCCAUGAGUCCUACUUCUACUUGCCGGUCUCCGGUGCCCCAAUCAAGGUGGACAUAGGCGGUGGGCAGGUUGUAGACAUUGCCCACGGCCACUUGGACAGCUACUGUUCCUCCAUUCUGGUCAGCUUCAGCGACAAGCUGGCUUUGGACGAGAGUCAGAGUGGCCCCGGGACCUCACGUCCGUUCAACUUGACGGGAUGUCGGGGGUGUGCCCUGUUGCCGUGGGCAGCCUAAAUGGGGUUGGCCUCAUGUAGGACGGGGUAGGCAUCUUCACUGGGGAAUAUGUAACUCGUGGGGACAGCCUGGUAGGAGUGUGCAGCGGCCCUUGGGGUUGUCGGACCACGGGGCAAAGCCAGCGGGUGUUAUUCAGCUGGGGGCAUUCCUUCUUGUAGUGGCCAGGCUAUUGGCAGUGGAAACAUGGUGAUGCUGGUUGGGCCCUCAUCCUCUUUGGCUGUGGGGCAUAGGGGAGAUCGGUGGGGAACAGGGGCAGCUGGGCGCUGGGGCCGGCGGGUAUCGACAUAUUCAUCGGCCUGCUGCGCUACCUCGGUAAUGGUCUUGGACUGUCUGUCUCUAACCCAUUCUUGUACUUCAUUGGGGAGCCCAUUAUAAAAGUGUUCCAGCAGGAAGAGCUUGGUGAUCUCCUCCGACACUUGGCUUGUUGGGAAUUGAGCCAGUUCUGGGUGGCCCUCGUGUAAUGCGGCAUGCACAUUCCGAAUGGGAGUCCUUUUCCCCUUUCCUGGUCUCCCUGAACUUUCGGCACUAAUGCUCGGAGGUGACCGCAUUCCUGGCCAGUAGGAUCCUUUUGAUGAAGGCAAAGUCCCGGAUCUUGUCCUCCGGGAACUUGCUAGCCAGGAUGGUGACCUAGUCAGUGGGGUCGACUGCUUGUAGCAGGCACUGGUGCUCAAAGUCUUGUAGGAAGUCGUCAAUGCCUUCCUCUACUCCCAUUAAUUCUUUGAAAGCGUUGUACAGUAGUUUGUGGGCCAGAGCUGCUGUGCUUCCUGGUGACCUCUCCUCUGCCCUUCUUUCAUCUGGGUUUGUGGAGGUUGCCCUAUUCCUCUUGGCAAGGACAUAGGCUUGCACCUCAGAAAAAAAUCCUAUUCAUGGAUUCCUCUGAGGGUGGCUCUUUGUAAUAUGUCAGUCACCGGGCCAUCUCCUUGUGUACUUCAUCCUCUUCUCCGGCCCCUAGCUGGAGGGUAGCUGCCUCAUUGCGUGUAAGGUUGUUUUCCAUGAGUGUCAAUUCUGCCUUGUUACAACUGCCAGGAGUUAUCCCUCUUGCUUCACACAAAUCUUGUAAUGUUGGUCGUAUUAGAGACGUAUAAUCCAAGGGAAAAUCGUGGGCAUAACACAUAGCAAUUCACUAAUAGGCAGCGGUCACGCCACAAGAGGUUAACACAGUAAAGGAGUUUAAAGGAACACUGUAGUCACUAUAACCACUUUGUCUCUUUGAAUUGGUCAUAGUGCCUGGAGUGGCCUGGCACUGUCUCUCCAUUCAGUGUUGCACCAUGUUUGUGCAGUAUGCCACAAAAUAAGAGUCCCUGGCCACCCACAGGCCGGCCCCUUCUGUAUGUGUAGCUAAGGCAGAGAUUACACACUUCCUUGUUGUCAUACCCAUUCAUACCGUCAGUUGGAGCUCUGACAGGUUAAAAGCAGUCAGCUGACACUCUCAGCCAAUCACAGCUGCCCAUUGCCUCUCAGGGUAAUACUUCCUUAUUAGCCAAAGCAGCACAGAGGGGAUAGACUGCCGUGGACUCUUGUUUAGCAUUAAAACAUUACAACAUUAAAAACUAUUUAAUGCUGAAAGAAAUGAUGGUACCAGGGGACUCCAGACACUAUAACCAGUUUAAUGAGAUGAAGCAGAUACAGAGCCUACGUUGUCCCUUUAAGCAUGCAUGGGAUAGGCAUAAAUCUAUCCUAGCUAUAAGAUAAGGCCAAGGACUAAUUAAAUUAUUUAGAAAAGUGGGCAGACUAGAUGGUUCUUAUCUGCCGUCACAUUCUAUUUUUCAAUGUUAGCAUAGGUAAGAUACCACAUCACAAUGAUCAACGGUUUCACUGAACUGCGUAUAUUUCCAGAUAAGCGACAUGUCUUGCUAUUACAGGGAUGUUUAGCUAGGCAACAACUUAUCAUCAAUCAAAUGGUGUGGCACCUUCGUAACAACUUAGGUGGUUGGGUAGGAUAAAGAAAGAAGAAAGGGAAGGGUAGGGUGCAAAGAAGUAGAAAAAGGUGGCGCCACAGAGAUAAUAUGUACAAUUAAAGCCCUAAGGGGAGAAAUGCGUUGUGGAAAUUGUAACUAACUGUAUUUUAAUAAAGGUAUUUUGGCCAGGUUUUUUGUUGUGAGUUAGCCAUUUUAUCUUUUUUACCAUUAUUAUUAUUUUAUUACCUGGCAUCUGAGUUUUACUUGUUUCAGAGAAAUACUACUCCAAAGCAUCCUUGGUGUUGAUUAUACAACUUACGCCCUAUCAUUAAGCAGUGCAUCUGCCCAAUUAAAUGUGAGUAACCAUUUGGUAUUUUUAUACACUCUCCUGGUUUUAUCACAGUGAGCACUAUUGUUGUUUUUUAUGUUACAUAUGGUCCCCAUCUGACGAGAUAUCUACUUACAACACUCCCUUAUGCAUCCCAUAAGUGGGGAUUACACUGUACGCUGUUUAUACUAGAGCUAGUUUUUAGCUCUCAAAAACGUGAGUAAGACCAUAUAGACCUUUUUUAUUGGCUGCAACCUAUUUGGGUUUUAUUGCACUAUUAGUUUUCUUUUCUUCUCUUUUAUACAGAUCCCAUGAACCCCCUGAUCCCACUACUCCAUAGACGUCUCUACCUCAGAUAGAACUGUGAUUGUUUUCUCAUCCCAAGGUUUUAUUGGACUCUUUUUGGACUGUUCUUUAUAUAUAUAAACUAUACUAUAUAUACAUACCUAUUAUGUUUUAUUGUUCUCUCUCUCUGUAUUAUAUAUCAUUGUUUAUUUCUAUAUUAUUACUUGCUUAUAUUUAAUUGUACAUAUUAUCUCUGUGGUGCCACCUUUUUUCUACUUCUUUAUACCUAUAUAACUAUAGGGCCUGUGAGGGAGCCCUAUCCUUUAGGUGUGCUGCGUUUAUUUAAGUUUUUAAGUGCUGAUCCUUCUGUACACUUUUCAAGGGUAGGGUGCAGUCUAUAAUUUUAAUGGUAGGUGUAUUUUAACAGUGAGAGACAGAAUAACAAAAAAAAAAAAAAAAUCCAGAAAAAUGCAUGUCACAAAAGUUAUAAAUUGAUUUGCCUGUCAAUGAGUGAAAUAAGUAUCCCUUAUCAAUCAGCAAGAUUUCUGACUCCUUGGUGUCUUUUAUACAGGUAACAAACUGAGAUUUUUGGAUCAACAGCAAAAAACAAAUGUGAGGAAGGCUGAACUUGAUGGAUGCAAGUCUCUUUUCAGCUAUGUACUUAUAUGUGAUUAGGAGCACUCUCUUAAAGAUAGGUAUAAACACAUGUCCACAGAAGCAAUUAAUCCAUCAGAUUCCAAACUCUCCACCAUUUCCAAGACCAAAGAGCUGUCCAAGGAUGUCAGGGAAAAUAUUGUAGACCUACACAACGCUGGAAUAGGCUACAAGACCAUCACCAAGAACCAAGUGGUGUCACCCAUUUAGCAUGUUUGGGAUGCUGUGGAUCGGCGUAUACAACAGCAUAUUCCUGGUCCUGCCAAUAUCCUGCAACUUCGCACAGCCAUUGAAGAGGAGUGGACCAACAUUCCACAGGCAACAAUCAACAACCUGAUCGACUCUAUGCGAAGGAGAUGUGUUGCACUGCGUGAGGCAAAUGGUGGUCACACCAGAAAUUGACUGGUUUUGGACCCCCAGACCCAGCUACACAGUAAAACUGCACAUUCUAGAGUGGCCUUUCAUUGUGGCGAGCCGAAGGCACACCUGUGCAAUAAUCAUGCUGUCUAAUCAGCAUCUUGAUAUGCCAAACCUGUGAGGUGGGUGGAUUAUCUUGGCAAAGGAGAAGUGCUCACUAACACAGAUUUAGACAGAUUUGUGAACAAUAUUUGAGAGAAAUAGGCCUUUUGUGUACAUAGAAAAAGUCUUAGAUCUUUGAGUUCAGCUUAAGGUUACUGGUUUGCUAUUGUGGCUUGGUGGUGCUUGGGAAACCCCUUCCACCUGAAGCCUGUGGAUAGUUAAUACAAUGUUAACGAAAAUCUGCACAUCAGUCCAGUUAUAAGACUUGCUUUUCCCACAGAAAUCACAAAUGCGCAGUGAUGUUACUACCGCAAAGGAUUCUGGGUGGGCAUAUUCAAAUUAGUUUAACAAAGAAUCACAAUUUUUGUUUAACAUUGUAUUAACUCUCCACAGACUUCAGGUGGAAGGGGUUUUCAAUCACAACUGUUUUCCCUACCAUAACCUUUUUGGUUUUUGCUUCCCAAGCACCACUUCAAUGUGCCUACACAUAUACAGACCCAUAUAUAUGUAUAUGUAUUGACACUCCAUUAAACACCACAAAGAAGUAUCCUACUGCACUCCUGUGGGACACCAUUUUACUCAGCCUGGCCACUCAAUCAAGGACCUACAAAUCAAAGUACUGAAAAGAGAUCUUAACCCAUUAACGCUGUUACGGCGUUCUAUGCCGUCCCCAUUUAAAAGGGCUUUAAAGCCGUUGCGGCGGCAUAGAACGCCGUAACGGCUGCAGCCCCCAGAGCGCCCGGGAUACUUACCUUCCUGGCGCUUCGCUUCAGGAGGACUGCCUGACAGCCCAGGCAGCCCUCCCAUGGCAAAAGAAGCCCCCGGGGGCCAUGUAAUCGCUCUCAAAGAGCUAUCACAUGGCCCCCUAUAGCUGGCUGUGGAUCUGCCAGCAGGGGGGCUGUCUGAAAUGUCAGACAGUCCCCCUGCUGGUAGGAAAGUAAAAAAAAAAUUAUUAAACAUUUUUAAAAAUAAAAUAGAAAUGUAUUUUUAUAUAUAUAAAUAUAUAAUAUAUGCAUAUAUAUUAUAUAUAUAAUAUAUAUACAUAUUAAAUAUAUGUAACGUCAUACAAAGUGUAUUUUAAUACUAAUAUAAGUACAUAUAUUAGUAUUAAAAUACACUUAGAAUGACGGUACAUAUAUAUAAUAUAUAUUAUAUAUAAUAGAUAUAUAUACACAUAUAUUAUAUAUAUAUAUAUAUAUAUAUAUACGUAUAUAUAUAUAUAUAUAUAUAUAUAUAUACAGAAAAUAUAAAAUAGAGACAGCGCUGGUUAACUAACAGGCAGCAACCUUAAAAAAGGGGAACCCUCCAAACCCUUUUAAAACAAGACAGGUUAAAACAACAAUAAAAAAAGGCUGCGUCACAAUGAAAAUAAAAAUACAAUAAAAAGUCCAAUAUAAAAAUGAGAAUCCAACUUGAGUGUCCUUACGGGUGAUCUUUAUAACAGAAAGUGCAAUAGUGGAGUCUUCAUAGACUGUAUUAGUUCCACUUAUGUAGAAGACAAAAAAGAGAGAGAGGGACGACCAAUAGUGCAGUAUUGUAUAAUUCCAAUAGUGACGUACUUAGAGUUUAUAGUAGAGAACUCAAAUUUGGUAGAGCUUAUGUCCAGCUCUAGGAUAAAAGUGCAUGCAGCGGUAUAAUCCCCGCUUGUAGGAUAUGUCGUGGGUAUCUCUCCGUCAGUGGUGUCCAACUCUCAAAUACGAAAAAGAAAAGACAGCCGAUAGUGCUCACUGUAUAGUAGUCUUAAUAUAAAUAGAUAAAAACGUACUUACAAAUGAGGAGCAGACCAGCUGCUCUUGUGUAUCAGCAUAGGUGGAUUGAUCCCCAAAUGGUUAAAAAUCCAAAAGAGGAGUGAAUAAAAUAGUAAUAAAUAAAAUACAAAAAAAUAAUAGAAUAAUAAUAAAAAGCCAGGUAAGAGAAUGUGUAUAUAAAACUAUAAAAAAGAAAAUUUGGAGCAAAUUUGGAGCAAAUGAAUAACCAAAAAUUACUUUUAAUAUUAAAAUACACAAUAUAACAUAUCCAUAACGCGUUUCAUCAACAGACUUUAUCAAAAUGGAAUAGCAUACAAUACCUGGCUUAGUUUGAAUUAUAUAGGAGUGUGGGUGAUUCAGAUUUGGCGCCAAAAUUGAUCCGUCCAAUUAGAAUUCAGAUUUUUAUGGCGAUAUUAAAACACAUAAAAACCUCAUGUAAUGCAUAAUAUAUGCUGUAUAGACAUGGUUAAUGUACACGAAUAAUAAAAACGAGGGUUAAAAAUACUUAAAUUUAGCGAUUUAAAAUUGACACGUGACGCGCGGCACUUCCGGUUUUCGGACACAUUGCCGCAAAGCCUCAUGGGAGGUGUAGUUUAGUGGCCGCAAAUGCUGGCCAUAAAUAUAAGCAACAGCCAUCUUGGAGGGGGCAAAGAAUAGUAAUAAGUGUGGCCAUAUUGAGAGGGGCAUUAUAGGCAAAAGUAGCAUAUAGUAAUUAUACACAUGUAAAUAUUAGGAUACUAUGGGACAAUGGGACUACAAAAAGGAUAUACUCUAUAUAUAUAAAUAGUAUGCCAUUAAAAUAAGGAUGAAAAAAGAUAACAGAAAAUAUAAAAUAUAAAAUAUAUAAAAAUGUAAUACAUAACAUAUAACAUAUAUAAUAUAUAAUACAUAAUAUAUAAUAUACAUAAAAACAAUAUGGAAAAACAACAGGAUAAAAGGCAUGUGUAUAAUACAGACAUAUUGGUUAUCUAGUGGUUACAGAAAAUUAUGAAGAUCAAAAUCUGCAUUGAGGCCAUGGGGUAUAAGAGUUUUAAGAUUAUACACCCAUUCCAUUUCUAUUUUUCCAAGUACUUUUUUUAUGUCUCCUCCACGCCAGGGGGUAGAACAUUUUUUUAUGCCCAUACAUUUUAAUAAUUUUGGGUCUUUGUUGUGCUUAAUAAAAUGUUUGGAUACUGUAUGAUUUACGUAUCCAUUUUUAAUAUUUCUGCAAUGUUCGCUCAAUCUAGUUUUUAAGCACCUUGUGGUCAUCCCCACAUAUUGGAGACCACAUGGGCAUUCGAGCAGAUAAAUAAAAAUUUUUUGUGUUGCAGCCGAUAAAAUCAUAAAUGUUAUACACUUUAUUAGUCCUAUUGGACAUAAACUGAGUGACCUUAGAUGGAGUGGACGAAUCUGUAGUUCUACACACUAUACAUUGUUUACAUUUGUAAAAGCCUUUUAUCUGAGGGAAAAAAUAGAAAUUAUUAACAGGGGAUACAUGGGUAAAAUUGGUAGUUAAAAUGGAUUUAAAAUUGGGGGCACCUCUAAAAACAAUAUUUGGCUGAUGAGGUAAAAUUGGAUUAAGAAUAUCGUCUUCUUUGAAUAUGUGCCAGUGUUUUUUAUUAUUUUUUUAACUUUGUUACUUUUGUUGUUAAAAUUAAAAAUAACAGGAAGGGAUAUUGCUUCAUCUUUUUCUUUAUUUUUGUAAACCAGAAGAUCUUUACGUUCUUUUUCUUUGACUGUAUUAAUUGUAUUAUUAAGAUCUGACUCUAAAUAUCUUUUUUCCAUAAAUUUAUUUUUUAAAAUAUUAGCUUGUUCAUUAAAAUCUGUUACUUCUGAACAAUUCCUACGAAGACGUAGGAAUUGGCUUUUGGGGGCACUCUCAAGCCAGGGCUUGUAGUGACAACUGGUUUUAUCAAUAGCCGUGUUAACACAUACCUUUUUAAAAAAUGUUUUUGUGUGGAGUUGUCCUUCCUUAAUAAAAAUAUUAAGGUCUAAAAAGUUUAUAGAUUCUUUACUAUAUUCAUGUGUGAGGAUAAUACGCCUAUUGUUAGUAUUAAGAUCGUUAAUAAAAGCAAUAAGAGUAUCUUCUGGUCCUUCCCAGAUAAAAAACAGAUCAUCUAUAUAUCUAAAAUAUGAGACUAGGUUCGCCCGCCAGACAUGGUUGCCCCAGACAGCUUCAGAUUCCCAGUCCGCCAUAAAUAAAUUGGCAUAGCUGGGUGCAAACCUAGUACCCAUAGCGCUACCCCUCUUUUGAAGCUAAAAAGAAUCUAAAAACCAAAAAUAAUUAUUUUUUUCAAAUUAUAUUUAUUCCUUCUAUUAUAAAAUCAAUCUGAAUGGCAGGAAUAUUACCUUCAAGAGUAAGGAUCCUUUUAAUAGCCUGGCAUCCAAUAUCGUGAGGGAUGAUUGUAUAAAGAGACUGGACGUCACGGGUAACUAAUAUAAAAUUGGGUUUACAAAUAAAAUUGUUUAAAAAAUGUAAAAGUGACAUAGAGUCUUUUAAAUAAGAUUUCAUUAAUUUAACUGAAGGUUGAAGGAGGGUGUCUGUGUAUUGAGAAAGGUGACAUAAAAGAGAGCCAAUCCCAGAGACAAUGGGUCUCCUUGGGGGGAUGGUUUUCAUCUUUGUGGAUUUUUGGAAGGAAAUAAAUAACAGGAGUAAUGGGAAAUUCUUUGUUUAAAAAUUUAAAUUCUUGUUUGUUUAAAAUAUUUAUGUUAAGCCCUUUGUUUAAAAAAGUAGAUAAAAUGAUUUGUAUAUUUUUUUGUAGGAUCAGAGAGAAGUUUUUUAUAUACAUUUUUAUCUUCUAGUUGCCUUAGAGCUUCAUCAAUAUACAUUUUACUGGAUUGUAUAACUACUCCGCCACCUUUAUCGGCUGAUUUUAUGACAAUAUCUUUGUCCUCUUGAAGUUCUUUUAUAGCCUUCCUUUCAGCAUUAGUUAAAUUAUUUGCAUCAUACUUGUUGUAUUUGAUUUUUUCAAGGUCCUUUUGGACAAAUUUUUCAAAUAAAAUCAAAGGGGCAGAUUUACAGUAUGAUGGAUAAAACUUAGAUUUUUCUUUAAGAUGUGGACUCCGCCACCUUUAUCGGCUGAUUUUAUGACAAUAUCUUUGUCCUCUUGAAGUUCUUUUAUAGCCUUCCUUUCAGCAUUAGUUAAAUUAUUUGCAUCAUACUUGUUGUAUUUGAUUUUUUCAAGGUCCUUUUGGACAAAUUUUUCAAAUAAAAUCAAAGGGGCAGAUUUACAGUAUGAUGGAUAAAACUUAGAUUUUUCUUUAAGAUGUGUGUUUAUAAAACCAUUGACUUGUGGUAAAGGCAAUUUACCAUUUGUGGUAAAAAAAGUGGCAAUUUCCCAUUUGAGCUUAAUUUCUGUAGCAAGUGCUUUUUCUAGCUUAAUAAACAGUUCUUGUUGGUUAGAAUUAUGAGGUAUUGUUUGAAUAGAAUUAAUUACUUCUGUAUUGAAUACAUUAUUUACAUCAAUUGUAUAUUUGUUCCUAAAUUCAAAGAUAGACAUAUUGGCUUAGUUAAAAAGCAGCUAUCUCAAGAGGGAAUAUGAGUCAUAAUAGAGAAAAUAUAAAAUAGAGACAGCGCUGGUUAACUAACAGGCAGUUUGCCACUUUUUGCCACUUUUAAAAAAUAUAUAGAUGAGCAAAUUACCCCCCGUGGCUUAAGACUUUUAAAACUACCUACCUCAGAUCAAGAUGAUCUCGAAUUUAUGGAGGAAUGGAACAACAAAUUAGAAUUAUGCACUUUUGGUUUGAUGGAAACCUUAAUUAUAAAAAAAAAAAGUAAAAAAUUGUCUAUUUUAGACAUUGAAAUAAAUGAACUUAGAGAGAAACUUUUACCUUUUACAGAUACAAAGGCAUAUAAACAAAAUUGUAUUCUCAUUCAGAAUAAAAUCGAAAAAGUUGAAGUAGAUACUAAACAUAUUAAAAUCAAAAAAUACAUCAGAGAUAAAACUGAUUAUUCCAACAAACAAGUUAGGACUUACCACCUCAAAAAGAAGUACACUUCUGAUAAUUAUUCCUCCAAAACCAACUAUUAUGAUCACCAAUAUGCCCACACUCACUCCUACAACAACAACCAACCACCUUCCAAAUAUCACAAUUUUGUGUCACGGAAAUCUCACUAUCAAUCUCCCUCCAUAGUGAGACCCACCAAAAACCCAGCUCAGUAUCACCAUGUCUCAUCCAAAUUAUUGUAUCCCACCACCAUCACCAAUCAAUUACCUUCAUAUAAACAAAAGAAAUCAUUUCACUACACUCACAAUCCUGUACCUCAAUCCCCUAAAUAUCACUAUUCCUCUGGUCCUAAAUUUUCACCCAAACCUCAAAGAUCACGAUACACUAAUGACUAUCACAAAUAUUCUAACUAUUCCAAAUCACCUCCUAUUCCUAACCACUCCAACAGAUAUCAGUUACUGUCAGUAGAUUCUGAUUUCGAUAACGAGGACCAUUUUUUAGAAAUACGUACCCACAAACCCGCACUAGCCCAGACACCACAUCCGUCACGUUCCCAAAAACGAAUUUUAAGUUUAGAGGAAGACGAAGUGGAAGACGGGAACAAAAGGGAAAGACUAGAAAGACAAUAAUAUCUUCCCAAGAUCCCUGCAGUGGUAUUUUUAACCUAUCACAAGAAGUUUUAUCAGCUGCUCAAUUAUCUGUUUUAAGUAAGGGUCUUAAAUUUGCCCCUACUUCCUCUUUUAGUCCUUUCCAGGCCUUCCUUGAUGUAAAUAAAUUUGUUCGCAAAGCCACAUUAAAAAGAUUUUUUAUUAGCAAAACAGACGACACACCAAUUUCUACCCCUUUACCACAAGUCAAUGGUUUUAUAAACACACAUCUUAAAGAAAAAUCUAAGUUUUAUCCAUCAUACUGUAAAUCUGCCCCUUUGAUUUUAUUUGAAAAAUUUGUCCAAAAGGACCUUGAAAAAAUCAAAUACAACAAGUAUGAUGCAAAUAAUUUAACUAAUGCCGAAAGGAAGGCUAUAAAAGAACUUCAAGAGGACAAAGAUAUUGUCAUAAAAUCAGCCGAUAAAGGUGGCGGAGUAGUUAUACAAUCCAGUAAAAUGUAUAUUGAUGAAGCUCUAAGGCAACUAGAAGAUAAAAAUGUAUAUGAAAAACUUCUCUCUGAUCCUACAAAAAAACAUACAAAUCAUUUUAUCUACUUUUUUAAACAAAGGGCUUAACAUAAAUAUUUUAAACAAACAAGAAUUUAAAUUUUUAAACAAACAAUUUCUCAUUACUCCUGUUAUUUAUUUACUUCCAAAAAUCCACAAAGAUGAAAACCAUCCCCCAGGGAGACCCAUUGUCUCUAGGAUUGGCUCUCUUUUAUGUCACCUUUCUCAAUACAUAGACACCCUCCUUCAACCUUCAGUUAAAUUAAUGAAAUCUUAUUUAAAAGACUCUAUGUCACUUUUACAUUUUUUAAACAAUUUUAUUUGGAAACCCAAUUUUAUAUUAGUUACCCGUGACGUCCAGUCUCUUUAUACAAUCAUCCCUCACGAUAUUGGAUGCCAGGCUAUUAAAAGGAUCCUUACUCUUGAAGGUAAUAUUCCUGCCAUUCAGAUUGAUUUUAUAAUAGAAGGAAUAAAUAUAAUUUGAAAAAAAUCAUUAUUUUUGGUUUUUAGAUUCUUUUUAGCUUCAAAAGAGGGUAGCGCUAUGGGUACUAGGUUUGCACCCAGCUAUGCCAAUUUAUUUAUGGCGGACUGGGAAUCUGAAGCUGUCUGGGGCAACCAUGUCUGGCGGGCGAACCUAGUCUCAUAUUUUAGAUAUAUAGAUUAUCUGUUUUUUAUCUGGGAAGGACCAGAAGAUACUCUUAUUGCUUUUAUUAACGAUCUUAAUACUAACAAUAGGGGUAUUAUCCUCACACAUGAAUAUAGUAAAGAAUCUAUAAACUUUUUAGACCUUAAUAUUUUUAUUAAGGAAGGACAACUCCACACAAAAACAUUUUUUAAAAAGGUAUGUGUUAACACGGCUAUUGAUAAAACCAGUUGUCACUACAAGCCCUGACUUGAGAGUGCCCCCAAAAGCCAAUUCCUACGUCUUCGUAGGAAUUGUUCAGAAGUAACAGAUUUUAAUGAACAAGCUAAUAUUUUAAAAAAUACAUUUAUGGAUAGAAAAAAAAAAAAGAUAGAAGCAAUAUCCCUUCCUGUUAUUUUUAAUUUUAACAACAAAAGUAACAAAGUUAAAAAAAAUAAUAAAAAACACUGGCACAUACUCAAAGAAGACGAUAUUCUUAAUCCAAUUUUACCUCAUCAGCCAAAUAUUGUUUUUAGAGGUGCCCCCAAUUUUAAAUCCAUUUUAACUACCAAUUUUACCCGUGUAUCCCCUGUUAAUAAUUUCUCUUUUUUCCCUCAGAUAAAAGGCUUUUACAAAUGUAAACAAUGUAUAGUGUGUAGAACUACAGAUUCGUCCACUCCAGCUAAGGUCACUCAGUUUAUGUCCAAUAGGACUAAUAAAAUGUAUAACAUUUAUGAUUUUAUCGGCUGCAACACAAAAAAUGUUAUUUAUCUGCUCGAAUGCCCAUGUGGUCUCCAAUAUGUGGGGAUGACCACAAGGUGCUUAAAAACUAGAUUGAGUGAACAUUGCAGAAAUAUUAAAAAUGGAUACGUAAAUCAUACAGUAUGCAAACAUUUUAUUAAGCACAACAAAGACCCAAAAUUAUUAAAAUGUAUGGGCAUAAAAAAAUGUUCUACCCCCUGGCGUGGAGGAGACAUAAAAAAACUACUUGGAAAAAUAGAAAUGGAAUGGGUGUAUAAUCUUAAGACUCUUAUACCCCAUGGCCUCAAUGCAGAUUUUGAUCUUUAUAAUUUUCUAUAACCAAUAGAUAACCAAUAUGUCUGUAUUAUACACAUGCCUUUUAUCCUGUUGUUUUUCCAUAUUGUUUUUAUGUAUAUUAUAUAUUAUGUAUUAUAUAUUAUGUAUUAUAUAUUAUAUAUUUUAUAUGUUAUGUAUUACAUUUUUAUAUUUUAUAUUUUAUUUUAUCUUUUUUUUAUCCUUAUUUUAAUGGCAUACUAUUUAUAUAUAUAUAUAUAGAGAGAGUAUAUCCUUUUUAUAGUCCCAUUGUCCCAUAGUAUCCUAAUAUUUACAUGUGUAUAAUUACUAUAUGCUACUUUUGCCUAUAAUGCCCCUCUCAAUAUGGCCACACUUAUUACUAUUCUUUGCCCCCUCCAAGAUGGCUGUUGCUUAUAUUUAUGGCCAGCAUUUGCGGCCACUAAACUACACCUCCCAUGAGGCUUUGCGGCAAUGUGUCCGAAAACCGGAAGUGCCGCGCGUCACGUGUCAAUUUUAAAUCGCUAAAUUUAAGUAUUUUUAACCCUCGUUUUUAUUAUUCAUGUACAUUAACCAUGUCUAUACAGCAUAUAUUAUGCGUUACAUGAGGUUUUUAUGUGUUUUAAUAUCUGUUACGGUACCUCCAGUACUGAAAUGUACAAACCGCCGUUUAGCGAGUAUUCCCUGUUCGCAAUAAUGUGGUCGGGUAGCGGGUAUAAUAAAACCAUGCGAACCGCCAGUCAGGGAACACUCCAAACUCCCGAACGGUACCUGUACGGCUAAUUCCCUUCACGAGCUGCAAAUCCACGAACGGCAAUUAGUAACCGAACGACAAUAUCUCCCAAGCGGCAAAUAAUCCAAAUAAGCAGUCUCUCGCCGCUGGUAUCCAAAUCCCCCCAAUAACGAGACCAAGCUCCGCUUUGAGGGUAAAACACGAACUGAUUUACUGUGGGCUACCUGCCCGGUAUUUAUGCAGGUCUCCCACUUGGUGGACACUCCCCUAGGGGACCAAAUGGGAGACUGAAAUCACAGAGGGACAUGGGGACAUUUUGGACAUACAUCCCCACAAUAUUCCCAGCAUGCAUCACAGUUCCCUCCCCUCUGCUCGAGGGAUAAUUGGGAAGUAACUCAAUUAUCUCCCCGAGCAGAGGCAAUCGCCAUUUUAAACACAAGUCACAAAAACACAUGAAAAUCCAUAACUUCAUAACUGCCGAACAUAUUACAUUUGUAUUGCAUAUCCCCAGAUAGCCUGGAUCUGAGGGCACAUUAUUGAAGAAUAGCGCUCAGAUCCCAUUCGCACAGUUCAAUCGCCAUGGAGUCAAAGUCUCUUUCAGUUCGUCGGUAUGCGAUUGACUCCAUGGGACGGCUAUCUGGGUUAAGUCCAUUCGUGUGGUUGAAUCUCCCGAACGGCUGGCAUUCGUAUACUUUUGUCGAUUGAGAAGGGGAGGUCGACGGCUUCAGCGGUGUUCGGCUGAAAAAGUGUCCGUUUUCAGAUCCAUGAAAUAAUCGCCGAACACCGCUGGUCGUUCGCAUGGACAAAAUGGCCGCCGCCUCGUGGUCGACAUACGAACGACGACCACCCGGCAUUCGGUUUUAAUUGAGAAGUGUCUGUGGUUAACCGCAACGUUCUAAUUGGGAUCAAUAAGUUAACCAGCAGCACACUUCUCUUCUGGGUGGCCAUCCGUUCGGUAGUUCCGUUCGACAAAACCGACAUUCCCUUGAAUAAAGCAUACGAAUGGGGAAAUUCAUGUAACCGGCAAAACAGGCGAACACAGCAUUUAUAAUCCAGACAGAUGGGUCUGUCACAAUAUCGCCAUAAAAAUCUGAAUUCUGAUUGGACGGAUCAAUUUUGGCGCCAAAUCUGAAUCACCCACACUCCUAUAUAAUUCAAACUAAGCCAGGUAUUGUAUGCUAUUCCAUUUUGAUAAAGUCUGUUGACGAAACGCGUUUUGGAUAUGUUAUAUUGUGUAUUUUAAUAUUAAAAGUAAUUUUUGGUCAUUCAUUUGCUCCAAAUUUUCUUUUUUAUAGUUUUAUAUACACAUUCUCUUACCUGGCUUUUUAUUAUUAUUCUAUUAUUUUUUAGUAUUUUAUUUAUUACUAUUUUAUUCAUUCCUCUUUUGGAUUUUUAACCAUUUGGAAGUAUCCUGUAUUUCAAAGAAAUCCAGAGGUGGGGAUCAAUCCACCUAUGCUGAUACACAAGAGCAGUUGGUUUGCUCCUCAUUUGUAAGUACGUUUUUAUCUAUUUAUAUUAAGACUACUAUACAGUGAGCACUAUCGGCUGUCUUUUCUUUUUCGUAUUUGAGAGUUGGACACCACUGACGGAGAGAUACCCCAGACAUAUCCUACAAGCGGGGAUUAUACCGCUGCACGCGCUUUUAUCCUAGAGCUGGACAUAAGCUCUACCAAAUGUGAGCUCUGUACUAUAAAUUCUAAGUACGUCACUAUUGGAAUUAUACAAUACUGCACUAUUGGUCGUCCCUCUCUCUCUUUUUUGUCUUCUACAUAAGCGGAACUAAUACAGUCUAUGAAGACUCCACUAUUGCACUUUCUGUUAUAAAGAUCACCCAUAAGGACACUCAAGUUGGAUUCUCUUUUUUAUAUUGGACUUUUUAUUGUAAUUUUAUUUUCAUUGUUGUUUUAACAUAUAUAUAUACGUAUAAUUACAAUAAUAAAUAAAUAAAAUAAUAAAAUUAAUAAAUAAAAUAUUGAAACAAAAUAUAUAAAUUAUAUAUUCAUAUGUAAUUUCAUUCUAACUGUAUUUUGUUAUUAAUAUAUAUAUAUUGGAAAAAAAAGACACUUAGAAUGACAUUCUAUAUCUAUCUAUCUAUCUAUCUAUAUAUAAAAUAGAAAUAACCGCAAAUAUAUAUAUAUAGAUAAAUACAUAUAAUUACAUAAAAGAUUACAUUAGUAUACACAAGUACCCUUAGUGUACCCUUGAGAAAGACUUAUUGUCGAAACGCGUUGUGUUUUAAAUGUUAUAUAUUUUUACAUUUUUAUUUAUCUUGUUAUUUUAUUGAAGUAAAUACUUUUUAAAGCUGAAGAAUUCUUUUGAUCCAUCUUUCCUACAUCUGGAAUCCAGCACCAGUGUCUAUAGGAAGACUGUGGGGACAUCUUGAAUAGCCUGGAAAAGCUGAUUUUCCACAUGCAAUCAAGCUAGAGCCUGCUAUUUUAGGCUCUAUUUAUUGUGAGUGACCCAAUACCUUUGCUUCUAUUACUUCUACUAUUUACAGUUUUACACUAUGUAUGGACUUUUGUGUUUUACAGAUUAAGUUCCUACUACUACUACGAAUAAGUAUUUAUAUUUUGUACUAUUCAUUCUAUUUAUUGCACCCCCCACUUUGUUAUUCUAUUGUUGUAAUAUGUUUUACUGUUUUAAAACACUAAUAUUUGUGUUUAGUGAAGUCUCCCGAAAACAACAGUAUCCCCCAUGUACAGAUUUUAUGGUGUUUUGGAAAGUUAGAGAGUCACAUAUAAGGCUUGCAUUUCAUUUUUUUGACAUUGAAAUUUGCUAGAUUGGUUAUGUUGCCUUUGAGAGCGUAUGGUAGCCCAGGAAUGAGAAUUACCCCCAUGAUGGCAUACUAUUUGCAAACAUAGACAACCCAAUGUAUUGCAAGUGGGGUAUGUCCAGUCUUUCUUAGUAGCCACUAAGUCACAAACACUGGCCAAAUAUUAGUUUUUUGCUUUUUUCUCACAAAAACAAAUAUGAACGCUAACUUUGGCCAGUGUUUGUGACUAAGUGGCUACUUAAAAAGACUGGACAUACCCCGUUUGCAAUACCUUGGGUUGUCUACUAUUGCAAAUGGUAUGCCAUCAUAGGGGUAAUUUUCAUUCUUGGGCUACCAUAGGGUAUCAAAGGCAACGUAACCAAUCUGGCGAAUUUUAAUGUGAAAAAAAUGAAACACAAGCCUUAUAUUUGACGCUGUAACUUUUGAAAACACCAUAAAACCUGUACAUGAGGGGUACUGUUGUACUCGGGAGACUUCGCUGAACACAAAUAUUUGUGUUUCAAAACAGUAAAAAGUAUCUCAGCAAUAAUAUCGUCCGUGUAAGUGCUGUUUGUGCGUGAAAAAUGCAAAAAACAACACUUUUACUGGCGAUAUCAUCGUUGUAAUACAUUUUACUGUUUUGAAACACUAAUAUUUGUGUUCAGCGAAGUCUCCCGAGUAGAACAGUACCCCCAUGUACAGGUUUUAUGGUGUCUUGGAAAGGUAUAGGGUUAAAUAUAGUGCUAGCAAAUUAAAUUCCCUUUACUUUCGGCAUGGGUUGUCAGGCAGGUCCCGCUAAUUGUAAUUAAUUAAGAUACCUAAUUAUGUAAAAAUAUUACAUAAAUAUAUAUGUAGAAUUAAUAUAUGUAUAUAUAUAUGUAUGUGAAUAUAUAUGUAUAUAUAUAUAUAUAUAUAUAUAUAUAUAUAAUUUUUUAAAAAUAUUUUUAUUUAUAUAUAGGUAUAUAUAUAGUGAUAUAUAUACGUAUAUAUUUAUGUAUAUAGAUAUAUAUAUUAUUUCGUUCUACAUGUAUUUUGAUAUAUAUAUAUAUAUAUUAAUAUCACAAUACAGUUAGAACAAAAUAACACACAUCUAUAUAUUUUUUAAUAAUUUUUUAAAAUAAUUUUUUUAAUUUUAUUUUUUAACGUAUUUACAUAUUUAAUUUUUUAUAUUAUAUAUAAAUAUAUAUAGAACAAUAAUUAUAUAUAUAUUUAAUCAAUAUCAGUCUAUGUGUAAUUUGAUAUUAAUAUAUAUAUAUAUUAUAUAUAUAUAUAUAUUAAUAGUAAAAUACACCUAGACAGUGUAUUUGUGUGUAUGUAUAUGUGUAUAUAUAUAUUUAGAUCAUAUACAUAUAAUAUAUAUAUAUAUAUGAUCUAAGUAUAUAUAUAUUUUUUUACACUAAUUUAACUUUUUUUAAUUUUAUUUAUUUUAUUUCCAGCCAGCAGGGGGACCACCUGUCAUUACAGGCAGCCCCCCUGCUGGCAAAGUUAUGAAAAAAAGAAAGAAAAAGGCCAUGUGACCAUGAUGUUAUUUUGGCUCUAGAGUUUGGCGGAUAUUAUGAUGAAUAAAAAUUUGUAUGUCUAAAAGGUUAAUAGAUAUGGUGUUAUAUUCUGAGGAUAAAAUUAUACCAUUAUUGUUCUUGUUAAGAUGAUUUAAAAAUAACUUGAGAGAAAAUUCAGGGCCUUUCCAAACAAAAAACAGGUUGUCAAUAUUAGGUAACCAGGUUUGCCCUCUAGGGGUGAUCGCCAAAAUGGCCUCUGACUCCCAGUCAUCCAUAAAAAGAUUAGCAAAACUGGGGGUAAACCUGGUUCCCAUAGCUGUGCCAUGAUUUUGUAUAUAAAAAUAGUUUAAAAACCAAAAAUAGUUAUUUGUCAAGAUCAUAUUAAUACCCUCUAAAAUGUCUGGGAUAAUGUUAUCUGCUUUUAGUCUUUAAAAAACUGAAUCGCAACCUUUAUCAUGCGGGAUAAUAGUAUAUAGGGAUUGCACAUCACAGGUGACUAAAAUAUAAUCAGGUUGCCAAUUGAAACUGUCUAAAAACCGUAGCAGGGUCAUAGAGUCCUUUAGGUAUGACCUAAUGAGUUUGAUGGUUGUAAUAGAAUGUAUAUUUAUUCGGAUAGGUUUGACAAUAUGGAGUUUAUCCCAGAAACAAUGGGUCUUCCUGGGUGAUUUUUUUCAUCUUUAUGUAUUUUGGGUAGAAAAUAGAUAACAGGAAUCUUGGGGUGAGUUACGUUAAGAUAUUCAAAUUCUUUUUUAUUGAGUAUGUUUGAUUCUAGGCCGUUAAAAAUUGGAUAGAGUAUUGUUUAUACUAUGGGUAGGGUCUGAGGAUAGUUUAUUAUAUACUUAAAAGUCACUUAGUUGUCUGAGUGCUUCAUCAAUGUACAUAGUUUUAGAGAGAACCACUAGACCACCACCUAUGUCGGCUGGUUUGCUGAUUAUGUUGUCAUUUGCGGCCUGCGGUGCAUUUCUUGCAGUUCUGAUGCAUGGAGAAAUGCUCACCUCCUGAUGCAUGGAGAAAAGGCCUUCACAAGCCUCUGCUAUUGUGUACAUAGUUUAUACUAAGUGACCCAUAGAAAGAGGAGUCAGUGACGGUGGCAGUGUAGGUGGAAGCAGCGGUGGAAAAGGAGGAUGAGGUAGCCAACACUGUUUUUUAUAUAUAUAUAUAUUUUAAUUGGCGUAGCCCCCAAAAUAUUGGGACAUAUAAAAAAAGACAACUCUGUUCCGCAGAGUAGCUGUUGACAUAAUAGUUGCGCAGGCACUUUGUUGACUCUAGAGAACCUCGGGCCAAUCGCACAUCCCCGUGGCAGUGACUUUGCAUUCGGAUGUCAUCCAUAUCAACUUUCGAUGCCAGUUUCUGCACCUACCAUGGUGACCACGGGUAACGGGGAAUCAGGGUUCCAUUCCAUACAGGGACCCUGAGAAACGGCUACCACAUGCAAGGAAGGCAGCAGGUGCACAAAUUACCCACUCCCGACGCAGGAAGGUAGUGACGAAAAAUAACAAUACAGGACUCUUUAGAGGCCUUGUAAUUGUAAUGAGUCCUUUUGAAAUCCUUUAACUUUGAUCAAUUGGAGGGAAGUCUGGUGCAGAGCCACUGACCCGUGCGUGCUGCAGCUAAAACUCCACUAUCGCCUGCUGCUGCUUGCACAGUCUCAUGAGGCGGUGAGCGGGAAGGCUGAAGUUACGCUGCAGUGCAGACAGGCAAGCAGCAGCAGGGUGAGAAUGCCAAAAGUGCGCACAGCCGCUACAGUGAAUGUCACAUCCUGUUCCAAGUUGCGGAUCAGUAUGGUGAUAGCUUCUGGUAUCCAGUACUCUUUUUACUGAAGCUGCAUCAGGGUUCUGGUUUGUGGCCACACAAACGCUGGUGCUCAACACCAGGGGGCAUGCGGUUACCCUGCACCAGACCCUGCUAAUUCAUUCCACACUGUGACUCUUAACUUCAACAUCAGGCAUACUGGGUCCCGGUCGUCCGACCGGGGACUGCCUAAACUAUAAACUGACUGUGAAACUAUAAAUGGAUCGUUAAACCUGGUACGAACCCGAACUUUGCAGUUUGGGUUCACUCAGCUCCAUUAUGGAUCAUUUGAUCGCUACAUGUAGUACUUGGAUAACUGGUAAUUCUCGAGCUAAUACAUGCCAACGAGUGCUAGGGGAUGGCUGCUCCGCUUUUGCACCAUGCUCCCUCUUAUGCUGUGCUAGUGCCUCUGUGCGACCAGCGCCUCUUCCUCCAAACUGCACACGUCACUCACAUGACCAUGAUUCCAUGUGGGGUCUAGGACCUCAUCAUCCUCCACAUCAUCUUCCACCCACUCCUCAACCCUGCCCUCCUUGCCGGUAUGCACACUGCAAAAAGCCACAGCAGUUGGCACCUGUGUUUUUCCAGCAUGUAAAGUCUGCAGAGGACAUAUGAAAAUUGUUUUAGAAUUGUAUCCAGGCAACAGGUUUCCCUAUAAACUGACCUCUCAGUUUGACUUGUGAGGGUAUUGCCCCAGAAUUACAAUAUUGUUUAAGUACCUCUUAGCUAUUGAUAACUGGUUUAAAUAUAGAAGCUUGUUAUCUGGUAGUUUCUAGUGUAGAAAAUAUCAAUCUGUUUUCCAUCACUUAGAUCUGUGUAACAAGUGUUGUAGGUGUGAAACAAUAUUACAAGUAACCAAUGUAGUAAAUUCGAAUCAAAGUUAUGCUUCGAUUUGACUCUCAGAUAUGAAUAGCAGGCCACAAAAUGUACUAUUUAGCAGAUUGGCAGCAAAACAAUUAGAAUGUUUACAACUGCGCAGUAAGCACACUACUUGACGCUUCUAUUUGACUCUCAGAUAUGAAGUGCACCGCAAGCCGCAAAUGUACUAUUUAGCAGAUUAGCAGCAAAACAAUUAGAAUAUUUACAACUGUGCUGUAAGCACACUAUUAGACGCUUCGCUUUGACUUUCAGAUAUGAAGUGCACGCCCCAAAAUGUACUAUUUAGCAGAUUAGCAGCAAAACAAUUAGAAUUUUUACAACUGCACUGUAAGCACACUAUUAGACGCUUCGAUAUGACUCUCAGAUAUGAAGUGCACGCCCCAAAGUAUACUAUUUAGCAGAGUAGCACCCAGAAAAUUAGAAUUUUUACCACUGCACUGUGAGCACACUAUUAGACGCUUCUAUUUGACUCUCAGAUAUGAAGUGCACGCCCCAAAAUGUACUAUUUAGCAGAUUAGCAGCAAAACAGUUAGAAUGUUUACCACUGCGCUGUAAGCACACUAUUAGAUGCUUCUAUUUGACUCUCAGAUAUGAAGAGCAGGCCACAAAAUGUACUAUUUAGCAGAUUAGCACCCAGAAAAUAAGAAUCUUUACCACUGCGCUGUAAGCACACUAUUAGACGCUUCUAUUUGACUCUCAGAUAUGAAAAGCAGGCCACAAAAUGUACUAUUUAGCAGAUUAGCACCCAGAAAAUAAGAAUGUUUACCACUGCGCUGUAAGCACACUAUUAGACGCUUCUAUUUGACUCUCAGAUAUGAAGUGCACCGCAGGCCGCAAAUGUACUAUUUAGCAGAUUAGCAGCAAACCAAUUAGAAUUUUUACAACUGCGCUGUAAGCACACUAUUAGACGCUUCUAUUUGACUCUCAGAUAUGAAGUGAACACCCCAAAUAUACUAUUUAUCACCAAAAAAAAAUACAAAAUAAAAACUGACUUUUUAAAACUCCAAUGUAAGCAGCAGAUUAGCAGCAAAACAAUUAGAAUGUUUACAACUGCGCAGUAAGCGCACUAUUUGAUGCUUCUAUUUGACUCUCAGAUAUGAAGAGCAGGCACCAAAAUGUACUAUUUAGCAGAUUAGCACCCAGAAAAUUAGAAUUUUUACAACUGCGCUGUAAACACACUAUUAGACGCUUCUAUUUGACUCUCAGAUAUAAAGUGCAACCCAAUAAAAUACUAUUAAGCAGUUUAGCACCCAAAAAAUUUUAAGUUUUAAAACUGCAAUGUGACCGCAGUAUUUGACGCUUCUAUUUGACUCUCAGAUAUGAAGCGCACCCCAGUAGUAUACUUUUUAGCACCCAAAAAAAUUUAAGUCUAAAAACUGCAAUGUGACCAAAGUAUUUGACGAUUCUAUUUGACUCUCAGAUAUGAAGUGCAUCACACUAAUGUACUAUCCCACUAAUGUAGUAUUUAGCACACAAAAAAAUUGACUUUUUAAAACCCCGAUGUAAUCGCGGUAUUUGAAGCUUCUAUUUGACUCUCAUUAGUAGGCAUGGCUUUGAUGUUUUCUAAGGGCACACGAGUCAAACACUCGUGUGCCCUUAGUUAAUUGGCUGCCCUGCAGCCUUUCAAAACACGCCAUUUAAUCGCCGAACACCGAAUUCCAACCCGAACAUACAGUGAUAUGUCCGUGUUCGGGUCCGGGGUUCAAAAAACCUAAUGUUCAGUACGAACCCGAAUUUUACAGUUCGGGUUCUCUCAACUCUAUUUGGCUCCAAAAUUAAGUAAUUUGAGGCCUAUAUAAAACCACUGUUGUCAGGUACAUGUUUUUAUCCACUUGAGAAAGCCUAAAGAGGAGAAACACAUUGUGGAAAUUUUAACCAACUGUAUUUUAAUAAAGGUAUUUUGGCCACUUUCUUUGUUGUAAGUUAGCCAUUUUAUCUUUUUUUUACCAUUUUUAUUAUUUUACUACCUGGCAUCUUUUUUAUUUGUUCCAGAGAGAUACUACUCCAAAGCAUCCUUGGUGGGGAUUAUACCACUUACGCCCCAUCAUUGAGCAGUGCGUCUGCC